Mobula hypostoma (lesser devil ray) is the source of this 2054-nucleotide messenger RNA. It is a transcript of the gene chst6, whose product is annotated as carbohydrate sulfotransferase 6. The transcript has 3 exons. NCBI's taxonomy places the organism in Eukaryota, Metazoa, Chordata, Chondrichthyes, Myliobatiformes, Myliobatidae. Gene Ontology annotation, cellular component: trans-Golgi network; Golgi membrane. The record is from RefSeq and is a predicted model, not a curated record. Gene Ontology annotation, biological process: sulfur compound metabolic process; carbohydrate metabolic process; N-acetylglucosamine metabolic process. The coding region runs from base 502 to 1746 and encodes 414 amino acids. Gene Ontology annotation, molecular function: N-acetylglucosamine 6-O-sulfotransferase activity.
AAUGAGGGAGAAAUGUGAAAUAAUUGUUGGUGCCAGAAUGGAUGGUUUCAGUAUCUCAGAAACUGCUGAUCAUCUGGGAUUUUCAUGCACAACAGUCGUUAAAGUUUACAAAGAAUGGUGCAAAAACAACAACAAAAAACAGUGAAUGGCAGUCCUCGGGACAAAAAAGUCUUGCUAAUGAGAGUGGUCAGAAGAGAAUGGCCAGACUGGGUCUCUCUCUCUCCCUCUGAGGACAUUACUGUGAUUUUGGUGGAACCUGCUAAUCUGUGCAUCGGUCAGUCCAGCCAUAUGAAAUGCAAGAUUUUAAGUGAGAAAUCUUUCUGAUAUUCAACAAGAAAACAAAGAUCUACUUGAUCAAGAAGGCACAUCCAAAAUCGACAGUGGACAGUAGAGCCCGAUGAAGAACAUGACUUUCUGAAGGUGCCUCUUUAGUCAAGAAAGUACAGCAGCCUCUUUACUUCCUGAGGAGGUUGAGAUUGAUACUGAAUUGCAACCAUUGCCAUGAUGAGGUUGACUUGCUUUUCUACCAGCAUUAUCGCACUUAUGGCCAUUCAGGUUCUGACCUUUUUCUUCUUGUAUUCCAAACAAAACGUGGCUAUAUAUCCAUCCAAUGAACAGAAAAACAAAGUUCACAUCCUCAUUCUUUCUUCCUGGAGAUCGGGCUCCUCCUUUGUAGGACAAAUGUUUAGUCAACAUCCUGAUGUCUUUUAUUUAAUGGAGCCUGCCUGGCACGUGUGGGUACAAAUGAAUCACGAGAGUGCAAAGGUCUUGAAAAUGGCUGUUAGGGAUCUGGUACGAUCCACAUUUUUGUGUGACAUGUCAGCAUUUGAUUCAUACAUGUCUGAAGACAGACUUGUAUCUCACUUAUUCCAGUGGGAAGUCAGCCGAGCCCUCUGCUCACCACCUAUGUGUAACCGCUAUGCAAGAACUGACCUCAGCAAUGAUUUAAUCUGUAAGAAACACUGCAACAGGACCAAUUUUUUCAAAAUGGAAGAAGCCUGCAAAACCUACAGUCAUGUUGUGAUCAAAGAAGUGAGAUUCUUCGAAUUAAAGUCACUCUUUCCUCUCUUCACGGACCCCCAGCUGAACCUCAAAAUCAUCCAUCUUGUUAGAGACCCAAGAGCUGUCCUUAAAUCUCGUGAAAUGUCACUUCAUGCUCUGGUACGAGACAAUGGUGUUAUUUUAGGUAAACAGAUAGAAAAGGAAAAAGAAGAGGCUUCAAACUAUGAUGUCAUGAAAGAAAUUUGUAAAAGUCAUUUACUGAUAUACAAGCUUGCAAAUGAAAAUGCUCCUGAAUUCCUAAAACAACACUAUAUGAUGGUACGGUAUGAAGAUGUAGUAAGAGAUCCACUUAAGGAGAUAUCAGCAAUGUAUAAAUUCACUGGUUUAAAUCUGACUCCAAAACUUGAGUCUUGGGUAUAUAAUAUCACACAUGGGGAAGGAACUGGAUCUGCUUUCAAAAUAACAUCUAGAAAUGCCAGAAGCAUAUCAGAGGCAUGGAGGACUGCAAUGCCAUAUGAAAAAAUUUCAAAAGUACAGAAAAUCUGUGGGAAAGCUAUGAACAUGCUUGGAUAUAUACAGGUUCAUUCAGAGUAUGAACAGAAACUCUUAUCCCGGGACCUUCUGCUUCCACGGAGAAAAUAUCAGUUCAGCUGGUUGAGUUCUGACGAGGAUGCCAGAGAUAUGUUGGAAAUGGAAGCAACGUUUUCAGUGCUUUCGUGGCUAUCUCAGGAUAUUCAGCCUUGACUUUGAUCCAGAAUGCCAGCAGAGAUGUUAUGUCAAACAUACUUUUCAGCCUGCUGUCAUUUGCAAGCUCGAGGAGUUGAUCUUUUACCCGCGCUGACGUGGAUGAUGCGCGGGUAAUGACCUCGCGUGCGUUCAAGCUCAACAAUGCGUGACAGGGAAUGAGGAAAGGUGCUGCUGACUCCUAUCGUUUCCUGGUGGCCCGGUACCGGUCCGCGGCCCGGUGGUUGGGGACCGCUGGCUUAGAUGAAUACUUGCUUAGAUAGACACCCGAUUUAGUGUUUCACUGUUCAUUUUAAAUAAAUACCUAA